Rotaria sordida is the source of this 753-nucleotide messenger RNA. NCBI's taxonomy places the organism in Eukaryota, Metazoa, Rotifera, Eurotatoria, Philodinida, Philodinidae. The record is from the annotation of a GenBank genome assembly.
AUGUUAAAAUAUUUAUUUGGUCAUCGUUCAUCUUAUUUAAAUAAUGAAACAAUUGAUAAAGUUCAAUCAUUAUGUCGUACAAUUGAAAAUAAAAUUGAUCAAAAUAUUCUUCAUCAACAAAUAUCUCAAUUAUUUAAUUGUUUAUUAAAUUGUCAAUCAAAUAAAUCUCCUCGAAUGAUUUUACAAGAACAAAUGAAUUUUUCAUUAAAUAAAAGUUUAUCUCAAACUCAUGCACAAGGUAUUUUUAUUGAUUAUGGUGAAAUAACUAAAGCUGGACAAUUAGUUGCUAUAUAUCCUGGAACAAUAUAUCGUCGUCAUAUUGAUCCUCUUCUUUUACCAUCAAUACGAAAUACAUUUUUACUUUCACGUAAAGAUGAUUUAAUUAUUGAUGGACGUGAUCGAGGUAUAUCACGUUCAAUUUAUUUAUCAUGUCAUGCUCGAUAUCCUUUAUAUGAUCGAACAUGGCUUUCAAAUGAUAUUUUUUUACAUAAAAAUCCUUUAACACUUGGACAUUAUAUAAAUCAUUUUCCAUUUAAUGGAUUACCGAAUGUAACAUAUUAUGAAUUUGAUUUUUAUUUUGAUGAUAAUGAUUAUGAUUUAUAUCGUUUUGUACCAAAUGUUCGAUAUGCAGAUAUAGAUAAUGAAGAAAAAGGAAUGCCAUCAACUGUACUUAUUUCUUUAAGACCAAUUAAACAAGGUGAAGAACUUUUUUCAUGUUAUUUAAAUGUUAUUCAACAAGAGAAAAGAUCUUAG